Molecule: messenger RNA, 2362 nt
Organism: Rhinolophus ferrumequinum (greater horseshoe bat)
Lineage: Eukaryota; Metazoa; Chordata; Mammalia; Chiroptera; Rhinolophidae
Gene: IFT38
Product: clusterin associated protein 1
Exons: 13
Coding region: 171-1469 (432 amino acids)
Biological process (GO): cilium assembly
Cellular component (GO): cilium; centrosome; intraciliary transport particle B
Source: RefSeq, a predicted model, not a curated record
CUGCGCGUGCGCGCGCUGCGCAGCCCAUUUACCUCGCGCCUUGUUUGGCCUCUGCUGCGCGCUGUCGAUGGCGCAGUGCGUUGCCAUAGAGACCCGUGAGCACCGAGGGCCGAGCGGCGGAGGUUCCGGGCGAGCGGCGGGGAUUCCGUGCUGGUGGGGACCAGAGCGUCAUGUCUUUCCGUGACCUCCGCAAUUUUACAGAGAUGAUGAGAGCCUUGGGAUACCCUCGACAUAUUUCUAUGGAAAAUUUCCGCACACCAAAUUUUGGACUUGUGUCUGAAGUUCUUCUCUGGCUUGUGAAAAGGUAUGAACCUCAGACUGACAUCCCUUCUGAUGUUGACACGGAACAAGACCGAGUUUUCUUCAUUAAGGCAGUUGCCCAGUUCAUGGCCACCAAGGCACAUAUAAAACUCAAUACUAAGAAGCUUUAUCAAGCAGAUGGGUAUGCAGUGAAAGAACUAUUGAAAAUCACUUCUGUCCUUUAUAAUGCUAUGAAGACCAAAGGGAUGGAGGGUUCUAAAAUAGGAGAGGAUGAUAUCAGCAAGUUCAAGUUUGAUCUUGGCUCAAAGAUUGCAGAUUUGAAAGCAGCCAGGCUGCUUGCUUCUGAAAUCACCUCCAAAGGAGCAUCUCUGUAUGACUUGCUGGGCAAGGAGGUAGAGUUGAGGGAACUGAGAACAGAAGCAAUUGCCAGACCUUUGGAAAUAAAUGAGACUGAAAAAGUGAUGAGAAUUGCAAUAAAAGAUAUUUUGGCACAGGUUCAGAAGACUAAAGACCUGCUUAAUAACGUGGCCUCUGACGAAGCUAAUUUAGAAGCCAAAAUUGAAAAGAGGAAAUUAGAACUGGAAAGAAACCGGAAGCGGCUCCAGACUCUGCAGAGUGUCAGGCCAGCCUUCAUGGAUGAAUAUGAGAAGAUUGAGGAAGAAUUGCAAAAGCAGUAUGACAUUUAUCUAGAAAAAUUUAGAAAUCUGGCUUAUCUGGAACAACAACUCGAGGAUCAUCACAGGAUGGAACAAGAGAGGUUUGAGGAAGCUGAAAAUACUCUCCGACUAAUGCAGAACAAGCUGAAGGAAGAAGAAAAGCGAUUGCUCAAGAGUGGAAGUAAUGAUGGCUCGGACAUUGACAUCCAGGAGGAGGAUGAAUCUGACAGUGAACUGGAGGAGAGACAGCUGUCCAAGCCAAGGACAGCCGUGGAGGUGCUCAUGCAAGGAAGACCUGGCAAACGCAUCGUGGGCACAAUGCAAGGCGCAGACUCCGAUGAUGAUAUGGAAGCAGUACCAGCUCUGUUAGGUAAAUGCAAGACUUCCAGCUCCAAGAAGCAGGAAGACUCAGAAGACAGUGAGAUUGGCAUGGAAGAUGAUGAAGAAGAUGACGAUGAUUUGGAAGAUGAGAGCAUUGCUCUCUCACCAGCGAAGCCCAGUCGAAGGGUCCAGAAACCCGAGCCCCUGGAUGACAGUGACAAUGACUUCUGACCUUCUUGCCACGGGAGCAGGCAGAUUAAAACCCUCAGAUUUGUAGGUAAACGGGAACUUAGAAGGUUAGGAAGGAAACAUAUUUUAUUCCCUAAGCCAGCUGGACUUUUUGUUAAUGAAGCAAUACCUGUUUUUGCUUUAGCUUCCUAUGUGUUUUACUCCAUGAAGCUUAACAAGAACCAGAGUGAACCCCAAAGAUGAUUUUUUUUUUUUUUGCCUUGUUUAUCUCCUGAUACUUGGAAAAUGCAUGUGUUCUUAGUCAUUCACAUCCACAGGACAAAAACUUGAGAGGAAGUAAGUUUCUAUGUAAGUCUUGGCUAUUGUUGUCACACAUUUCCUCUAAGAAUCAGAGGGACAGAUCUGGGGCUGGGACUGGGUACAAGGACUCAUUUUAGGAAUCUAGGUGAAUGUCUGACUAUUAAUCUCUUGUACAAUUUAUAAGCUUUUAAUUCUAGCCUUUUUUCAUUUUAUAGUCUUAUUUUCUUCUGCAUGCUCACAAUACCAAGCUUUAAAUGUAUUUUACUAAAAUUUUCUGAAUGAAAGUUAGCUAAAUUAGAUGAAAAGCAACGUUCCUUGAAAAUCAGGCAACAGAGAGAUGCUGCAGAUUGUAACUACUCCACUUUAUAUCAGAAAGCUGACAUUCCUUUUUAGGAAAGCAAAUUAAGGAGAAGUGUUAGUACAGAUUCGUGUUUCUUACUUAAAAAAAUAAACCAGAAUUGAAUUAGGUAGAGUAGCACUAGAAUUUUCCUGUUGUGAAAUGAGAAAUGACAGAUAGGUAGCGUUGUUUUGUUUUUUUAACAUGGAAAGCACAAAACAGUUUUCAUUUAUUUUUCAAUUAUAAAGUCAGAAGACUUCUGAAGUUACUUACCUCUUAAUAAAUGUACUUAAUACAA